This is a messenger RNA of Aegilops tauschii subsp. strangulata, 558 nucleotides long. The record is from RefSeq and is a predicted model, not a curated record. Lineage: Eukaryota; Viridiplantae; Streptophyta; Magnoliopsida; Poales; Poaceae.
AUCUUUCUUCAUCGCUCUCCUCCAGACCAAGACUCCCCGUGCCAGUGCCUCUCAAAACUCUCUACACGUGUCGAAGCAUCCCCGCGUUCGUUAGGCCGCGACGCCCGCUCGUCUGAAAACAUGGAGCUCCCGGCCGCCUCCGUCCCCCACUCCGUCUGCACGGCGUACAGCAACCUCGUCACGACGACGGCGGCGGCGGCGCAGCAUCGGCGCACGCGGCGGCCGCCGCCGCGCCCGCGGCAGGGCAGGUGCUGCGCCAUGCUGAAGCAGCACAAGACGAGGCUGUACAUCCUCGGGCGGUGCGUGUCCAUGCUCCUCUGCUGGCACGACCGCGACGACUCCGACUGAGCCCCUCCGGCUAUGUCUGGUGCAGGCCUUUUUUUUCUUCUUGAUUUUGUCAUUGUUCUUUUGUGUGUGAACAGAAGCGUCAUACACACUCGAAGAGAGAUGCUGGAAAUAUUGGCUGGUUAGUUUGGCAGAUGAUGGAAUGAAACCAAGCAAAUGUACAUGAAAAAGUUUCUUUUAUAAGUAUAUGAUUAUAUUGCCAUUUCCCCGUUA